GUUCUCUCUCUGCAGCUGCUGUUAGAUGAAUCCAAGCUGCUCAUGGCACCCUCUGAGAACUUCAGAUCUUUACUGCAUCCUGGUCCUGUUCUACCAGUGCUGAACCCAUGAGCACGAGUGCCAGAAAACCCAUCAGCACCCAACUUGAAUACUUCCACAUUGAAGCUGGAUCCUGGGGUAAAAUCGUUUUGAGUUUUAAGGAAACCAUGAGCAAAUCAAAGACUAAAAAUGAAAAUAAGACUGAAAAGGCUUUGGCUGCGGAGAAAGAACAGUUCAGUAAGCAACAGCUCCAGAGCAUCAGUAAAACCGUCGCCUCGGCUGAAGUACCGCCCAAAGAGAAAUAUGUGCGCAAUAUCAUCUUGGGAACUCACAAGGAGGGGGGAGCCACCACCUUCUGGUCCUACAUCCUGAAUUUGCCUCUGUCCAGCAACUCCAUAGUCAGCUGGAAGUUUUGCUACCUGCUGCACAAAGUGCUGAGGGACGGGCACCGAAAUGCUGUUGCAGAUUCUCACAGAUACAGCCGCAACAUGAAAGACAUGGGGGUUCUGUGGGGAAACCUGCAUGAUCGAUACGGCCACAUUGUUGCCUUAUCUGCUAAAUACUUACAUCUCAAAAUAGAAUUUCAUGCAAAGCACAGGGUAAUCCCUGCUAACCUGGAGGCCAGUGAUGAGACACUGGAGAGGGAAGCAGGAACUGAAGUGACCCAACUGUUAGAUAUGACUCAGGAGCUGCUGGAUUACUUGGAUGCUGGACUGAAGAUGGCCGAGACAGCUCUCCGUCAGAUGGAUGCCAAUGGAGCCAAAUCUACAACUCCUGCUGGACAGUGCAGACUGACUCCUCUCAUCCCCCUCAUACAGGACUGCAGCUUCCUCUACCACUUCUCUGUCCGACUUAUGUUCAAACUUCAUAGCCGUAUCGCUCCUGAUGUUCUUCUUGGACAUCGAGAGCGAUUUCGUGAACUUUUCACAAGCCUCUCACAGUUUUUCAACCGAGCCAGGGAAAUUGAAUUCUUUAAAACAAUGAUCCAGAUCCCAGAUCUCCCAGAUGGUCCUCCAAACUUCCUCCGAGCAGCUGCCUUAGCCGAGUAUAAAAGGCCGGUGGUGGUGAUUCCCAAUGAAGAUCAUCCAGAGGAAGAGGAGGUGGAUCAGCAGCCUGAAUUUAGAGUAGUGCCUCCGGUGCCACAGCACUAUUUUCUGAGCCAAAUGGGAGCACCUGAAUCUUCCCCGGAGCAGAGAGAAACUGGGAGCAAUGGUUGGAAGAAGGAACCUGAAGUUCUGAAACCAGAGAUAGAGCUCAUCAAGAGUGAGGCUCAGAGGUGUGUAUCUGAGUUAAGGGCUCAGGUGAAUCUCCUGGAAGCUGAAAUGGAAGAGCAGCGCACCAGCAAACAGGUAGCUCUGGUUGAAAAUGAACAUCUGCGAAUGGAGGUGGAGGCUUUACGCAGUGCCAAUGUUGCCAAUGUUGGAGCUCAAAUUGGAUACAAGGAAGCAGACAGUAGAGCUCAAGCUGCAGAGAUCCGUUUCACUCAGUUAAAAGAAAGACACGCGGAGCUAGUCACAAGUCAUGCUGAUCUAAUGAAGAAGAAUGCAGAAACGGUGAAGAUGCUGUCAAGUACAAAACAAGCUGAGGAUCACUUACUGAGAGCCAAAGAACAGUUAGAAAGUGAAAUAGAAAGUCUGCGACAGGAGCAAAGAAACAUGGUGAAUCAGCAGCAGCAGGAGGCAGAGCACCUGAACAAAAAACUGUUGGAACAAAAAGCAGAGAUGGUCCAACUGCGUGGUARUUUGGAGGAGAAGGAAAAGGUGGGAGCUCAGGUGACCAGCAGUCUUGCAGCUCUGCAGGCAGAGCGGGAUGUGUUGCUUCUCUCUGCAAAAGAAAAAGAUGCAGAGCUUACCUCCCUCAGACAACAGGCCCAGCAACAGCAGAGCUCUUUGGAACUGGAGAAAAAUCAGACCAGCAGAGAAAUGGAGGCCCUAAGAGCCCAACUGCAGCAGCAGAUUACCAUAAAUGCAGAACAAAGGUUGGAAAUUGACCAGCUGAAACGAGAGCUGAACUCUACACGAGCAGAACUGACCCGAGUGAACAGUUUGCUGCAAAGCAAAGAUCUGACUGGCACACAGCUGAACAGCACAUUGGCAGGGCUCCAGGCAGAGAGGGAGGUGUUGCUGCGAACGGUUCGAGAGCAGGAUGCAGAGCUGAACUCUCUGAGACAACAAGCUCAGCUCCAGCAGAGCUCCCUGGAGCAGGAGAGGCAGAGAAGCAGCAUGGAGCUGGGCAGCCUACAUAUGCAGCUACAGCAACAGGCCUGUCGAGAAGGUGAGCUGGCCAAGAAGCUGCAGGAUGAGCAGUUCUGUCUGCUGCAGUGUGCAGUGGUGGAGGCUGAGGGCAUCAUACUGGACGCUGUGGCUAAACUGGAUGACCCCAUACAUGUCCGCUGCAUCAGCUCUCCUGAUUAUUUGGUGAACAGAGCUGAAAUCACUUUAGCUUCUAUUGAUAAAAUGCAGCAGAGCCAUCUGGCCUAUCUCGGAAACAAAAAUGAUGCCAGUGGCUUGUUGAGAGCCGUCACGCAGUUUUCUCACCUUGCCGCUGACACAAUUGUCAACGGUGCAGCAACUUCACACUCUGCUCCGACCGAUCAGGCUGAUAGUUUAACUGACAACUGUCAAGAAUUUGCGAAUCACUGUCUUCAGUUCUUGAAGGAUCUAAAGUUUCAGCCCAGUUUACAAAAAGCAAACCCGUCUGCGACACGUUACUCGGUUCAGCGCAUCCUCUCUAUGGGACAGGAUUUGCGCCCAAAAGGGCAGGAUGUGCUGAAAGAGGAGCUGGGAAGCAUGGUGGAUAAGGAAAUGAUUGCCACAUCAACUGCCAUUGAGGAUGCUGUGCUGAGAAUGGAUGAAAUUCUAACACAGGCGAAAAAAGAUACUUCUGGUGUAAAACUGGAGGUCAACCAGAGUAUCCUGGCAUCCUGUUCAGACCUGAUGAAGGCUGUCCAUAUACUGGUGACUUCUGCUACAGAUCUACAAAAAGAUAUUGUUGAAGGAGGCAGGGGAGCUGCAUCUGUUACAGAAUUUUAUGCCAAAAAUUCUCGCUGGACUGAAGGACUCAUUUCAGCCUCUAAAGCUGUGGGCUGGGGGGCAACUCAGCUGCUGGACUCAUCCGAUCGAGUUGUUGGUGAAAAAGGAUCAUAUGAGGAGCUCAUUGCCUGUACACACGAGAUAGCUGCAAGCACUGCUCAGCUUGUUGCUGCCUCCAAGGUUUAAUGGACUUCUCUGGCAUGUCAUUGAUUAAGCUGAAAAAAGAAGAAAUGGAGGCUCAAGUGAAGGUAUUGCAACUUGAGAGCCAACUGGAGCAGCAGCGAAUCCUUCUUGGUGAGCUGAGGAAAAAACACUAUGAGCUUGGAGUUUCUGGGACCAGCACUAAAACCGAAGAUGACUUUCCUCCGCCACCACCACCUACUCUGUUGAACUCCACCCCAGGAUCUCAGGCCUUUGUACAGGCACAGCCAUCUACAAGCUCCCAGAAUCUCUCACAAAUCACAACAGCUUUCUCUUUGCCCCAGUCUUACACGCCAACAAAUCCCUACACACCUUGUCAAACUUACACACCUUCACAAGCCUACACACCUUCUCAAACUUACACUCCAUCCCAAACUUACACACCUUCACAAACCUACACACCUUCUCAAACUUACACUUCAUCCCAAACUUACACACCUCCACAAACUUACACACCUUCUCAAACUUAUACUCCAUCUCAAACCUACACACCAUCACAGACCUACGUUCCACCUCAAUCUUUCAUUCCAUCUCAGURAUACAAUUCUAUGCCUCCCCAGAGUUUCAUACAAUCUCAGCAUCAUUCAGCGUCACAGGCUGCAUCCCUUCCAUCCAGCUUCAGUGAGCCUAAGCCAUCUUCUCAGCCUCAGGCUUCACAGCCAAGCCAUGCUGAGCAAACCAAACACAGUUUCAAGAAACCAAAUAUCUUCACUAAAUCUGGAAACCUCCUGAAAAAUGCKUUCAAACGAAGUGAAACUGGAACUGGAGCUGGGGAGUCCUAAAAAUUUACCAUUGACCUAAGGGAGAAAUGUCUUCUUUGAUUUUGUCAUCUUAAUCUAAACACUUGUUUUAUAAAACUUUACAGAAAUCUAAAAGCAACUUUUGUUAGUGCUCUAAGUUUUACAAUUCAGUGACAAUAAAAUGUUUUUCUGAUCAUACUGAUGCAUGUACAAUAUCAUAAACAAUAUCAUAAAAUUACAAACUUUU
Messenger RNA from Austrofundulus limnaeus, 4259 nucleotides. It is a transcript of the gene hip1ra, whose product is annotated as huntingtin interacting protein 1 related. Gene Ontology annotation, biological process: endocytosis; actin filament organization; clathrin coat assembly. The record is from RefSeq and is a predicted model, not a curated record. Gene Ontology annotation, cellular component: clathrin-coated vesicle; cortical actin cytoskeleton. NCBI's taxonomy places the organism in Eukaryota, Metazoa, Chordata, Actinopteri, Cyprinodontiformes, Rivulidae. Gene Ontology annotation, molecular function: clathrin light chain binding; actin filament binding; clathrin-cargo adaptor activity.